Messenger RNA from Blastomyces dermatitidis ER-3, 1729 nucleotides. RefSeq lists its product as uncharacterized. The record is from RefSeq and is a predicted model, not a curated record. The transcript is spliced from 6 exons. Bases 810 to 1208 code for a protein of 132 amino acids. NCBI's taxonomy places the organism in Eukaryota, Fungi, Ascomycota, Eurotiomycetes, Onygenales, Ajellomycetaceae.
CUUUUACGAGCUGUUCCGAGAGCGGGUUUGGUUCUGCUCCGCGCUCCGCAGCCUUUUCGAACAUAAUUUUGAUUAUUGUUUCGUACACAGUCUAGGAGCCGAAAGGAUCGGCCAGAGAGCCCAAGCUGGGGUGGGGGUAUUCGGUUGUAGUUGUUCGAUGCAAGAGCUCGUUAUUUUUUUGUUGGGCAGACACGAAAUUUCGUCCAUGGACUCUGUGGACGUAACUACAAAUGGAUUCCGCAUGCAGCGGAUGGAGGAGGCCCGAAGCUGAAAUCCAAAAUAUGACUAGGAAAUGCUAGUUACUUGCAAUGGUUCUUAUCAAGGCAAGAUGCCACUUCAAAAGGCAUCAGCGGUCGCGCCUUUUGCAGAUUUACUCAGUCUAGUUUUCGUCUGGCAAUUUCGCCCCGCUUUGCAUUUCUCACAGUCUGCAGAUCAAUAGUAGUAUUUGGAAUCUGGGGGAGUAUAGGGAGUAUAGCGCGGGGUGUGGUUUCCCUCUCCCUAUCCAGGAAUAUCAACCAUUGCUUUUCUUUCGGAGCAUUGAGAAAGGGCGCAAGCCUCCACUACUGGGGAAUCCUCUUUACCCCCAGCUGCGCACAUCAGAUUUAGCGAUGUUCAGGCAACAAGAUCGCUCUCAAAGUUCAUCCCAACCUGUUGCACCCGUGAGAUGCUUUUGCGCGCAGACUUUCUCCAGGAUUUGAUACCCCAACGAACCAACCACCAAGAAAUCCUGGGAGCCAUACACGGGUAACUCCGUUCCAAGGUUGCUUUUGCACUGAUCCUUCUGGAACUAUCAUUUCUGCAAUCCCUCCAUGUUGAGUAGCCGGUUGCUCGACGCAGUUUACGCAGCGUACAGAGUGCGUGUUACCUUUCGCAAGGUUAAAUCAUUGGCCCAUCAUACCCUGCAGUGCAGUGCCAAGCAGGCUUUUGAGAGCGUGGCUGGUUUUAGCUCAAGUGGAGAGGUUUUGAAGAAUACGCCCAAGUCAAACGACCCUAUAUCCCCAGCCGCAGAAUCCGAAAUCGGAGCAUCGGCAUUGCCGUCGGUAGAGGACAUACAUGCUUGGCUUCUACUCCGGCAACAUAUACACAUCCUGCCUCAGAUCAUCAAAGAUGUUUCUGCUGCCACCCGAGUCAAGUAUCAUAUUUUUGUAUUGGUCAUCUCGGGUGUUCGUGUGGCCGCAGAGUGCCGCCCCUUUUACUUUGGGCAGUGACUGUACCAAACCCUCUCAACUCAGGCCUCCGGGCGGGGCUCGCACGCCACCAAGAUGGUCCCCGGCAGGGCGCUCUCGAAAAGACACAGAUCUGCACGCUGCCCAGCUUCCUUCCGUGGGCCAAAGUGUAUUUUCAACAUCAAUGAGCACUGAGCAGGUAGUAUCUCUACAGCGGACAUGCCCUUCCUAGGAGUGGUGUCCGCCUAGGAGGAUAGGUCGCGGCCUCUCCGCAGCACAGAUCCGCAGAUAUGCCAAAACGACCGCCGUUUGCAAAUAUGUUUCGUUGUUGUGUCUUGAGACGAGUUGCUUUGUUUGGAAUUUGCCAGCUCUUCCUUUGUUGAAAGUUCUCUACGGUAUUGCCGGGGCCACUAAUGACUCGAAUGAAUUUAUUCGAAGCCCAAGAAAGUUUAAAAAGACUAGUGGAACCGCAUGAAACUUUUGUGACUUCCAGUCAAAUUACAAAGUAAUUUGGUUUGUUCACCGUUUAUCUCCUGGUCUUCACCUCUCUACUUCUAACUUCU